Molecule: messenger RNA, 1114 nt
Organism: Vollenhovia emeryi
Lineage: Eukaryota; Metazoa; Arthropoda; Insecta; Hymenoptera; Formicidae
Product: aminoacyl tRNA synthase complex-interacting multifunctional protein 2-like
Exons: 4
Coding region: 75-986 (303 amino acids)
Cellular component (GO): aminoacyl-tRNA synthetase multienzyme complex
Source: RefSeq, a predicted model, not a curated record
CACCUUUCUCGACUUCCGUUCCGUGCGCGCCGAUUGUUUUCGCCGUGGGGACGCGUGGCCACCACGCGACGACGAUGGAGGCGACGUCGACGGGGAUGUACUCGCUGCGACCGGUGGUCGUCCUGCCCAGCGGCAAGUGUCAUUCGCGCCCGGUGUCCAUGUACGAGCUGCGAAACAUCCACUACGCCCCCGCUGCCGCCGCCGCCGCCGACACCGCCGACACCACCACCGACGACGACGCGCCCGACGACAUUGCCACGCAGGUUAACCGCCUUCUGCAGGCAUCCCUGCCGGAGUACGGGGCGUUGGAAGCCAGGCAAGAGAAAAUUCUUGGCCAACUGGCGGAACUCAAGAAGCAAGUCUCCAGACUGUGCCAUUUCUUGAAACAGUCCAAUCAGAUGGAAGUUGCGAAAGAUGUGGCGGUUCAGAAACCAGUGUCCAUCAAACUAGUGAUUAAUGUAAAUCCGAGGAAGCCGCCGUACUCAAUACUAGCUUUACAGAAACUUUGGAAGGACACUAGCUUCAGAGUGAUAUCGUACCUUCAUUCUACUACAAGUGGUCCAAUACCCAUUGUUUUCCCUCAAACUACUGGAUGCACUGCAAAUGUUCUAGAAUUAACAUUGAUAUGGAAAGAUGUCCCAAACCUACAAGUUAUUACAACUUCUUGCCAAAUAGGGGGCGAAGUCAAUUUUCUUAGAUAUGUGAGCAGACUGAUAGAAUCGCAUUGUUACGAGAGCACAUGCUUGCAACCUCAUACAUUGGAUUUCGCGCUCGACUACACUAAUUUAUUACACCACGAGCAACGUAUAGAAAAGGGGUUGCGCGAACUAGCCGAUAAAUUUGAGGAAUGGUCCUGCAAGGGUGGAUUCAACAUUGUAGACAUUGCAGUGUGGUCUCUAAUUAAACAGUACCCUGGAACAAAGGUACCACAGACCCUCCGCAAGUGGUACGACCUAUGCGAAGAAGCUUUUACAGGGGAAACUUGAUUCAAUAAUAAGUUACGAGAAAUAUAAAUCGUUUCUCUCUUUCGGCAAAGAACUUUGAUAUGUUAAUAAAUGAACAUGUAUAUAUUGUUUUCUAUUCAUAAAAUCAUGCGUUAUUGAUUUAUACACUA